AUGGUGACACCGCAGAUACUGAAGCCAGAUAUCAUUGGUCCUGGAGUUAACAUAUUGGCCGCGUGGUCUGAGGCUAUUGGUCCAACCGGGUUGGUUAAAGACCCGAGGAGGACUGAGUUCAACAUCAUGUCAGCCCAAGACAACACCAACUCAUCUCUCCUUGAUGCAACCAAUGGCUCACCAUCGAACCCAUGGGUACAUGGCGCCGGCCACGUUGACCCUCACAAAGCUCUUUCUCCGGGGCUAAUAUAUGACAUCUCCGUCGAAGAAUACAUAGCCUUCUUAUGCUCACUCGGCUACACCAUUGAUCAGGUUAACACCAUUGUCAAGCGCCCUAAUAUUACAUGUUCCAAGAGUUUCAAAGACCCUGGUGAACUCAAUUACCCAUCAUUUUCUGUUUUGUUUGGCGAAAAAAGGGUUGUUCGAUACAGUCGUGAAUUGACAAAUGUUGGCCCUGCAAGGUCGAUAUACAAAGUGACCGUGAAUGGCCCAUCAUCUGUUAGGAUUUCAGUAAGGCCCCGGACUCUCGUCUUUAGGCAUGUCGGGGAGAAGAAGAGAUACACUGUGAGGUUUGUAGCUAAGAGAAGGAAGAGAUCAACAGUUAGAUCUGAAUUCGGUUCAAUAGCGUGGGGCAAUGCUCAAAACCAAGUGAAGAGCCCAGUUGCUUUCUCAUGGGCAUUACUGUAA
This is a messenger RNA of Hibiscus syriacus, 687 nucleotides long. Its product is annotated as subtilisin-like protease SBT1.8. Gene Ontology annotation, biological process: proteolysis. Gene Ontology annotation, molecular function: serine-type endopeptidase activity. Lineage: Eukaryota; Viridiplantae; Streptophyta; Magnoliopsida; Malvales; Malvaceae. The coding region runs from base 1 to 687 and encodes 228 amino acids. The transcript has 2 exons. The record is from RefSeq and is a predicted model, not a curated record.